Pocillopora verrucosa is the source of this 1580-nucleotide messenger RNA. The record is from RefSeq and is a predicted model, not a curated record. Lineage: Eukaryota; Metazoa; Cnidaria; Anthozoa; Scleractinia; Pocilloporidae.
UGCGUCCCUUGGAUUCAUUAUAAAAGCUAAUUUGGUUCCAGCUUUGAACGAUGCUAGCUCUUACGUUUAUGCUAUUGCUUGUGGUUGAGUUGGGAUGGGCCGCCCAGUGUAACAAGUGGUCUGGACCCGCUGGAACUGUUGAAUGCAUUCAAUUAAGGUCGUACAAUAACGAGUACCAGUGGGGGACGUGCGUGACGGAUGCUUACAUGAAGCAAAAGAGCAACCAAAAACAUCAGUGUAUAGACCGAACUGCAACCUACUGCUGGUAUCAGUGUAUGCUUGAAGUGCAUAACAAGGACUAUGGAUCAGUGACGAGUGAUUGUUCCUGUACUCCCAGCAAUCCAACCUCACAUCCAAACAUUACCACAUUACUGCCUCCAGAGUGCUAUAGUCCAUCAGGGGAUUCCUGUGAUUGGUAUCGCAACUGCCUGGAGAGGAGGUAUCCCUGUGAAGCUACAAGUAAUGGAUAUGCAGUCAAAUACGCUGAACAUUUUUGCAAGCUGUAUGACCAAAACUUUGCAAAGUUCAGUCUAAGCGGGAAAAACUGGGUUAACGGAGUUCGUAAAUGCCUCCAAGUCUCACUGGUGCCACUAUUGCGGCCAUGGGUCGACGAUCCAACCUGCGAGGAGAUACGAGAAAAAGCGUUUGCCUCUCAUACACCAUGUUACCUGAAUCCAGGAAAUGGUGUGUCGUCCGUCUGUGAUCUCGACUGCUCUGAUUACUUCCAGAUAUUUUGGACCAUCAAGGGUUCCUUUGUCAAAGUCGACACACUCUGGGAAUCUCUCAAGGGAAUGUGGAACAUAGGAGAGAAAUGUGGAUUGUCUGCUAAUAUCAAGAAAUGUUACAGAGAGCUGAAAGAGGGCCCAGUCAGAGUUACCAAGCUGAAGAUUAAAAAGUUUUUUCUGCGAUCGAGGCGCUCAACUGAUAAUCUUCCUAAAUCUGAUGCUCAAAGUCGAUUCGCAGAUGGAGUUGGCUCAGCCAUUGCGAGUGCCUUGAAGUGGAACUCAGAUGUAAUGGACUGGCUUGCCUAUACUGGGAGAGUUGAAGAUCCAGAAAACCUGGAAAUUGUCGUCUUAUUAGCUGAUAAGAAAGCCCUGGGCAUCGCCAUCACAUCCACUCCAUCCGUCCACUUCAACAAGCGUAUCUCUGAAUUUGCCUCAGCUGUAAAACAGGGAACGCUACCUUUGAAAGUGGAUGGACACAAUGUCUGGGUGAAGAGCUUGGCCUCGUGUUCUGAUAAAGCCUGCACCAGCAUCCAGACACUGGCAGUGUCACACAAGCCUCCAAACUGGGGGAAGACCUUGGAUCCGUGUUCUGAUAAAGCCUGCAACAGCACCCAGUUGAAUGGUGCUGCAGAGAUCUCAAGUGCUAAAGUUGUCUUGUUUGGAACCAUCGCUGUGUUGGUCAUGAUGAUGAACAAAUUGCUUUACUAAAAAGAUACUCGCGUCUUUCAAGAAGAUAGAUUUAGUUCUUCCGUUUAUCGAGCAUGAAAACAUAGACUUAUAAUGCGUAACAGAUGGUCUGUCUCACGCUUGGUUUUUUGCUUAAUACCUUCGAGCUGAAACUUUUCGAGACUUUUG